Molecule: messenger RNA, 1602 nt
Organism: Aspergillus pseudotamarii
Lineage: Eukaryota; Fungi; Ascomycota; Eurotiomycetes; Eurotiales; Aspergillaceae
Product: major facilitator superfamily domain-containing protein
Exons: 2
Coding region: 1-1602 (533 amino acids)
Biological process (GO): transmembrane transport
Molecular function (GO): transmembrane transporter activity
Source: RefSeq, a predicted model, not a curated record
AUGCUUUUCCGCACGAAGAGAAUAACUAUUAUCUUUAUUAUUCUUGCAAUAUUGAACCUAGCCGCUGCUCUGGAUGCUACAUCUCUUUCAGUCGCACUUCCUAGAAUAGCUAAGGAGCUCAAUGGAAGUGCUAUUGAAGCAUUCUGGUCCGGAACGUCGUUUCUAGUGACAUCGACAGUAUUUCAGCCGAUAAUAUGUUCCGUAUCUGAUAUUUUCGGCCGCGGUGUUGCCAUUCUCGCCUCAAUUGCAUUCUUCAUGCUUGGUGCUAUCCUGGCUGGUAUAUCCCAUGGCUUUCGGCUUCUGCUUGCUGGUCGUUCAUUGCAAGGGGUCGGGGCCGGGGGGAUUAUUGCCUUGACAGAGGUGAUCUUGACGGAUCUAAUUCCACUUCGACAACGCGGCAAGUGGCUCAGUAUAAUAUCGGCUAGUUGGGCUGUUGGGAGCGUCUGUGGGCCUCUCGUUGGGGGUGUAUUUGCACAAUUGGUUACGUGGAGGUGGAUCUUUUGGAUUAAUCUGCCUUUUGCAGGUAUAGGUGUUCUCCUGGUCCCAAUGCUAUGGAAUAUUGGCCGUGUUCGGUCGUCUAUUCGUCCAAAACUAGCGAAGGCCGAUUACAUUGGUUGUAUUUUGUUCACCACAUCACUGACAUCAUUUCUUCUCCCGCUAACCUGGGGUGGAGUGAUGUACGCGUGGAACUCAUGGCACACAAUAUUGCCGCUAGUACUAGGUUUCUGCGGUCUAGUGACAUUCAUAGUAUACGAGAAACUUUUUGCAGUUAGUCCUCUGAUCCCGCUGCAUAUCUUUCAUGAUCUGUCCUCCUCCUUCAACUAUCUGGGAUGCUUCCUCCAUGGGAUGCUAUUGUGGUCAGUGCUCUAUUACCUUCCGCUCUACUACGAAGCCGUCCUCGGUUACAAGCCAAUUAUAUCGGCCGUAGCAUUGCUCCCGGAAACCUUUACUGUUGCCCCAGCAUCUGGCUUAGUGGGCAUACUUAUUACUCUUCGGGGUCACUACCGGUGGGAGAUUUGGAUUGGUUGGAUUCUGACUACGACUGGGACUGGUUUGCUUUAUCUGCUGGAUGUCGAAACCACUAUUCCUCAGUGGAUAUUCUUAAAUAUAGUUGGCGGACUCGGGACGGGGAUCCUGUUCUCUUCUUUGACGCUCGCCAUUCAGGCCUCGGCUCCAGAGAAUAAUAUGGCCAUAGCUGUGACUAUGACUAACUUUUUUCGAAGCGCGGGACAGGCAAUCGGCGUAGCUGUUGGCGGCGUCGUGUUCCAGAAUUCCAUGAAAUCGCAACUACGGAGCCAUCCUCAAACGAAGGGAAUCGCUGAUCAUUACGCUAAAGACGCCUCGGCUUUAGCAGCGGUUAUCAAAACUCUGCCUGCUGAUCUUCGGUAUCCGGUCAAGAAUGCUUAUGCCGAGGCUCUUGCUACCCUUUGGGCUGUUAUGUGCGGUUUUGCAGGAUUGGGGUUAAUUACAAGUGUGUUUGUCAAAGAAUAUCAGCUGGGGCACAUAUCAGUCCACGAGAAUCCCUUGGAUAAUGUUGGUACCAGUGUUCCUACCGUGAAGACAGCCGAAGAGCAGGCAGCUAUGCAGGAAAAUGGUCACUAG